Messenger RNA from Phyllotreta striolata, 1275 nucleotides. NCBI's taxonomy places the organism in Eukaryota, Metazoa, Arthropoda, Insecta, Coleoptera, Chrysomelidae. The record is from the annotation of a GenBank genome assembly.
AUGGGAACGGAAAUUCUAAAGUCCUUCGGCAACCUGCAGAGCGAGCUAGACGAAGCGAGGAGCAGUUUGAAAGGCGUAGACGAAAGUAUAAAGAGGUUAAUCGGAAGGGACCCUUCCGAGUUGCCACCGAGGAACGCGCAAAAGAGGUCCCUGGAGGAGAAAAACCGGAACUCCAAGGUGCCUGCGCGCCUACGCAACUCCACUUUCGAAAACGACGAGCCUCCGGUGAAAAGGCGCAGCAAUAUAUCCGUGUUCAAGAGGUUAUCGGAGAAGAUCCCCGACGACGAUCAUUCCAUAUCGCAUAAAGGCUUAAUUAGUAAAGUUAUCGUGACACCCAAGGAGGUGCCCAGCCGGGAGCAAGCCCUCGAAGCGCAAAACAAAGAUGAGAAAUUCAAGGCUCGUAAUAAGAGGAUGUUCGGCGCUUUGCUGGGCACCCUGCAGAAGUUCCAACAGGAAGAAACCAAGCUAAAGCAAAGGGAGCAAAAACGCGCGGAAUUGGAGAAGAAAAUCGAAGAACAUGAAAUCAAGGAGAAGGAGGAAGUAAGAAAGGAGCGGCAAGAGUUGUUCUUCAAUCGUAAGAAGAAACAGGCCGAAAUUAAAGUUAUCGAGUUGAAAAUGCUGAGAAUGAAGGAAUAUGCCUCCUGGGAGCAGACCCAAACGUCCAGGCUCAAUUACAUUUUAACCAAAGCUAAACCCCACGUUCACUAUUUGCCUCGCAAAAUGACCGAGCAGACUACGAAACUUCUCGAAGAAAGCAAAUCCAGUAUACAAGAAAUGCUGGAUAUAAAGAAGAAACAAAUCGCCGAAGAAUUGCAGCAUAUCGACGAGAAAAUGAAGAAAAACUUCGACUACAAGUUCGGGCACAAAGAGGAGAAGGAGGAAGUUCGACAGACGGACACCCGCAGGAGGCACGAUACAGACAAAGAUAACGAAAACGACGAUCAAUACGACGAAAUUCAAAAUGAUGAGGUCGAAAAUAAGGAUGGGAUGGAGGUGGAAACUCUAAAUGAGGACCAAAAAAAAGAUAGCAAUUUAAACGGGAGUGCUGAUAAUGGCGAAUCGUACCCCAAUGGCGAUUCUAACGUGAACCAAACAAAUCCCACGGAGGAUUCUUCAAAUAAUAAUCCUGCGGAUCGUUCUAGUCCUGUUAAUACUGAAAGUAACGUUAAUGAUGCAGUUAAUGAGUCGCAUUCAGAGCAGAAUUCGCAAGAAUCGCCGGUUUACAACAGUAUAAGUGUACAAAUGGGGAACUUUGGGCCACAGACUAGUGACUGA